Prunus dulcis (almond) is the source of this 1072-nucleotide messenger RNA. Its product is annotated as TLC domain-containing protein 5-like. NCBI's taxonomy places the organism in Eukaryota, Viridiplantae, Streptophyta, Magnoliopsida, Rosales, Rosaceae. The transcript has 5 exons. Gene Ontology annotation, cellular component: membrane. The record is from RefSeq and is a predicted model, not a curated record. The coding region runs from base 268 to 978 and encodes 236 amino acids.
CAUAUAAGUAUACCGAACCCAACUACUAAAAUAAAUGAGGUUCAACCAAAAUAAAUGAAUUGAUGCUCAAAGCGUUUGAGAAUCACUUUCAUUUGACAUUUUCUGCAGGCUGCAGCAGCUAGCUAGCAUACAUGACCUGUCUUUUCAUUUCGAAUCUCCUUAUUACUUCCCUUCUCCUCUCUGAUUUGAAAGAAACCAAUUAGAUCACUGCUUUGGCUUCUGAACAACUUGGAAGAAAAACCCAAAAAACAAAAAACACAAACAAGGAUGGAAGAGCAUAUUGCGAGUCUUGUACUGUUGGGGGUAAUUUCAUGGACAACAGCCUUUCUGUUCAUAAGAAAGAUGUUUCCAAAGCGGUCCUUUGACUUCUGCAACCGCCUUGUUUCUACAAUUCAUGCAACUGUAGCUGUAACUUUAGCUUCCUUGUCCGUUGAAGAUUGGAAGUGCGCAGUUUGUCCUCAGGCUUCAACGUCUUCUCCUCAGCAGAUGAAAGCACUCGCCGUGAGCCUUUCGUAUCUCAUCUAUGAUCUGGUGUGUUGCCUCUUUGACAAGAAAUUCAAUCUUGACAACUGCGUCCACCAUUUGGUCAGCAUUGUUGGGAUUGGAGCAGGCCUUGCCUACCAAAGGUGUGGGUCAGAGAUGGUAGCAGCAUUGUGGAUAACAGAGUUGUCUAGUCCUUUCCUCCACUUAAGGGAGCUUCUCAAAGAGCUUGGUUACAGGGACACCGACCUCAACUUAGCAGCCGAUAUUUCAUUUGCAGCUAUAUUCACGGUUGCAAGGAUGGUUGGGGGACCUUAUCUCACUUACGUGACUCUAUCUGCUAACAAUCCUUUCAUCAUCAAGGCCAUGGCAUUAGGAUUGCAGCUGGUCAGCGCUUUCUGGUUCUACAAGAUUGCAAGGAUGGUCAAAUACAAAGUGAUCAAGAGGACUGGCCUAAACAAGUUGACGCAACCUAAAGUAGAGACUCUAGAGAGAUAGAUAUAACUAUAAUGGGAUUUGGGAAAUGCAAUAUUUUUCCUUUUCAUUUGUUGCUUUUCCCGUUUUCAUCCUGUUUGCUCUCUAGUGUUGCUUU